Messenger RNA from Teleopsis dalmanni, 2386 nucleotides. Its product is annotated as protein Cep78 homolog. Gene Ontology annotation, cellular component: centrosome. Bases 222 to 2258 code for a protein of 678 amino acids. The transcript has 9 exons. The record is from RefSeq and is a predicted model, not a curated record. Gene Ontology annotation, molecular function: protein binding. NCBI's taxonomy places the organism in Eukaryota, Metazoa, Arthropoda, Insecta, Diptera, Diopsidae.
AUCGUUUACAUUUUUGUCUUAAACUUGUGUAAAGAUUUAAGAAACAUUUAAAGAAUAGAAUAAUUUUAUGGAAGUUAAUGUACUCCAGUCGUAUAUUUAGACAUAUGGAAAAUUUGUUAAUAACGAACAUUAUCACUAUUGAAAUACUUCAGCAUUGCAAAUUAUAGCUGAAGAUCUUAUAUUAUAACUUGGAUAUAAAUCAUUUUAAAACUGAAUUACAAAUGAACAAAAUAAAAACAAGUGUGAAAGCAUUUGAUUCAAAAAGUCUUGCCAGUGUUAGGCAACUGGAAAAAUUGAAUUCAAAAAAUAAGAAAAUGGAGAUGCGUGACUGUGGUAGUCUUACCUCUAUUAAGAAAAGUACGCGGUGCCGUUCUUUUCAUUUCAGAUACUUGGAGCUUUGUCGUUCCAAAAAUGUAACACCUUUAAGUGAUAUUCGUUCGAAAAAUAACGCAACGUCACUUCUGGAUUUUAGUGCAGAUAAAAUUGGCGUUACUGAUUGGGGCCUCAUCGUUGAAUCAUUGUAUUACGAUCAAGUAUUACAAACACUUGCAAUAAGACUACGGCGUUGUCAACCAAUAGUAUUGGAACACCUUGACACUGAAAAGAAGGCUAAAUUCUUUAGACAGAAGCCAUGUGUGUGCACUAAGUAUGUCUUUACAGGUGUUAUCGAAGCGGUUUCAAAAGUUAUAGAGCUUAACAAAAACCUGAGGAUAUUAUGCCUUGAGGGACUGCCAAUAAAUGAUAUGUAUGUGGAAACAAUAGCAAAGGCAUUAUCUGCAAAUGACAAUUUGAAGGAAAUAAGUUUUCAACGGUCAAAUCUAGGUGAUAAAGGAUGCGAGGCAAUAUGUAACGCUCUGAAAUAUAUGGAUAACGUUGAAAAACUAAACCUAUCACAUUGUGGAAUCGGUGUGAAAGGAGCAGAGUGUGUAUCAGAAAUGAUAAAGGUGCAAAAAAUAAGUCGUUACACGGAAGGUUGGCAACAGUCCCUGCGUUAUCGGCCUGUUGAUCCCGAAACAAUAUCUGGUUUACGUUUCGUUAAUAUUUCACACAAUCCAGAAAUUGGGGACGAUGGCCUACAAUUCAUUAUCGAAGUGUUGAAAGAGGAUGUUUGGAUCAAAUAUAUUGAAAUGGAAGAUUGCGGAAUUACUGACCGUGGUGCGAAUAGUAUAUUGGACUGCUUAGAACUAAAUAACUAUUUAUUGGAUUUCAAUGUGCGAGGAAAUCCCAAUAUAAGCAAAUUCUUGCAUCGUAGUAUUCAGGAGCAGUUGGGUAAAUACGAUGAGGACCAAAAGCUUACAGAGCAAUCGAAAAAUGCGGUGCAGAAUAAGAAGAACAAAUUAACACCACAGCAAAUGCAACAAAUGCUGAAAUCAUUGGAUGAGCAAUUAAAACAUGAACAGUUGUUGCGUAAAAAAGCCGAAAUGCUCAAUGAAAAAUUAACCCAACGUAUCCAUGCUUAUGAACAGGAAUUGGCUUCGUUGGUGGAGGACAACAAAAAGGCUGGUUAUGUCUUGGUUAAAAAUGAUUCUUUGCAGUCUAUUAUAAACGAACGCAAUAAUUUGAAAGGUCCUAAUAAUAAUGAGAAAAAACAUGAGAAAUCAGUUAUACAUAUUGAUACUCCAGCUUCAUGUAAAACUCAACUAUUCUAUGAGGAUACUUCAGAGACUGAGAAAUUUAAUUAUGAUAAGCCACCAGACACACCACAUCUGAUUUCUGCCAUAUUGCACAGAGAGGGACGUAAGCUGAAUGUUCGUAAAAUAAAGAGUGAGGUGAAAUAUGUUGAUGUCCCGAUGAAAGACUCUUACUCCAAGAAAAAAGAAUCCAAAUCAGAUCAUGAAUUUGGGAACGAUAAAGAUUUGCAGUUUCAUACAAUACACUUUGAAACAAACAUUGGAGACUCUGCAGCGAACAACCCACCAACGUCACUUAUGCCUAACACAUCUAUGUUCGAUAAAAAGCACGUUUAUGAGAACAAAAACAAUGUUAAUUACAAUCGUAGCAUUAACAUUCAUAAUCCGAAUCACAUAAAUCAUAAAUUCGAAUUAGAUGAUCUGUCCAUAUCUUCGGCCCGUACGCACACAAGUGACACGGGCUCAUCUAGCGAUUCAGAUACGCUGAGAAAUAGCAAUGACGCGUAUAAUAAACAACCAAUGCAGGUUUUCGUUAGAAAUAAUGCCGUCGGUCCACAUGGUUUACUAGUUAAUACGCCAGCAGUAAAGAAAUCACCCAGGUCGCUUUUUCUUGGCCUUUGCGAUUGAUAGCAAACUAAAGAAAUAAAAAAAACCCAAUGGAUAUGAAGAGCAAAUCGCAUAAAAAAACGUACAUCAAAAUUAAGGGUUUAUUACCAUAAUCUGAAAUAUAUUUGUUAAUGAAAUUCUAAUGAAAU